AAAAGAGGUUUUCUCGAAAACAUGCGUGUCAUCCCAGGAAUCGUUCACUCGUAUGCUACACUCGAUCGCAUCAGUGAAGGAGACGUAUUACAAACGGCUGUCCUUCUACAGUUCUACCGCUGAUAUAGGCUGGUCCGAAGUUGAACGUUAUAAUAGCGAUCGGAGAGUACUUUCGCCGAGAGUCGCCCGUAGUGGGGGAGGCAGGACUUGAACCCUGGAACCCUAUGGGCCAUAUAUACUACGGGCCCAUGCAGCGCUCUUACUACUUGUGGUGUUAGCUUCUCGCUGAUUUCCCGCCGUACAAGAAAUACGCAGGAGACAGAAGUUGAUAAGAGCGACGCGAAGAUGAAGCUGCUGAUCAUGUGCGCAUUAACUACCGUCGCGUUUGCCGCGCCUGGGCCAGGUCUCCUCAAGGUACCGAGGGUGUAUAAUGCCGUGAUUACGAGUAAUCAGAAUCUAUCGCCGUCGCGAGCAUUCCCUGUGAUACAACCGGUCAUCCAUCGAACCGCCAUCGGCUACGUGCCACCGUUCUAUUACACGCAGAUAGCACCUCACUUUGCCGGGCCGGAAGUGGUGCAUUAUCCGUUGCUCGCCGAUAGUAAAGUGAUCAGGAACGACCAAGCGCAGGCCUCCUCCUCAAAGUCGCAUUUAGCCGAGUCGAUGAGCUUUGGUUUCGCGAAAGAAGAUCCUGCUAUCACCGAUCGUGCGAAGGAAAAUAAUUCUAAAAACGGCGAUACGAAGAAUUCCGCGAAAAAAAAUGAACAGGAGCCAUUGACUUUCUACCCGAACUAUCGUUCCCUCUACUACGAACCGUACAUCUAUACGUACAAUGGCUUCAAUCCACAUCUCGUACCUGGCACUUACUACAUCGAUUACCGGCCUUACGAGUCUGUGAAACCAGUUCGAGCUACUACACCGAGGAACGUCGAUUCCGAUCUUCUAUUACCAAGCUUCCACGACGAGAAGAGAACCCAUACGAAAAACGACAGAGAAAAAAUACCAGAUGUACCACCGCCACCUCUUCCGACUUCCAUACCGAAGAGAUCUUGAACUUUGCAAGGCGGAAGUAUGAUAUUUAGAACUGAAUGGUGAUAAAAAAAACAGGUGAAGAAGAAAGCUCCGCGAAUUUUUUAAAUGAAUGUUGCAAGUGUGGAUAGAUAUGUCGAUAAAAUAU
This is a messenger RNA of Mycetomoellerius zeteki, 1174 nucleotides long. RefSeq lists its product as uncharacterized. The record is from RefSeq and is a predicted model, not a curated record. Lineage: Eukaryota; Metazoa; Arthropoda; Insecta; Hymenoptera; Formicidae. The coding region runs from base 346 to 1050 and encodes 234 amino acids. The transcript is spliced from 2 exons.